Micropterus salmoides (largemouth bass) is the source of this 4710-nucleotide messenger RNA. Its product is annotated as piggyBac transposable element-derived protein 4-like. The record is from RefSeq and is a predicted model, not a curated record. The coding region runs from base 170 to 1960 and encodes 596 amino acids. Lineage: Eukaryota; Metazoa; Chordata; Actinopteri; Centrarchiformes; Centrarchidae. The transcript has 5 exons.
ACAGGUUUCACCUAGAGCUCCCACAAAUGCUAGAACUGGCCCUGUCUGUGACACAACACUAACGGCGCCAAAACGGUGGGACAAGAAGAUAAAGGCAGUCUGCAGACCACACGGAGAAGGAGCCAAAAGUGAAUGCAGCUUGGGGGCUGGUCAUUUCAUAUCUGGCAAGAUGGAGUCCACAACGGAAGACGCUUUGGAGGAAGUAUUGCAGCCUGAUGACAGCAUGCAGGACUCAAACGAGAAAGCCUUAGAAACUGAGGACGAUACAAACACAGCCAAAACUAUAUGCAGCUUGGAUGCUGGUCAUUUCAUACCUGAUGACAACAUGCAGGACUCAAAUGACAAUGCCUCCGAAACGGAGGACAAUGCAAAUUCAGGUGAUGAUGUCGAUUUUGAGCCGAAUUCUGAUGUCUCCGAUGCCUCUGAUUCACCCAAUGACGCCACUGAGAUGGUGAUGGACAUGGAGGAGACAUCAGCUCAGGAAUGGAAAUCAAAACAUGGGGAAAUUGUCUGGUCUCCCACUCACUACGAGACGCUGCGCUACACUCCAUACAAAGUUCUCACCCCGGGACCCACACGAUACGCCAUCUCUCGGAUCAGCACUGUGAAGUCCUGCUUCGAUCUCUUCAUGACGGAGGAAAUCAUCCAGCUUGUUCUGGAUAUGACAAACCUGCAUGGGAGACGUUCGACCACAGAUUGGAAAGACAUAGAUGCCACUGACUUGCAGGCAUACUUUGGACUGCUGAUUCUGGCCGGUGUAUACAGGUCACGCAACGAGGCUACCAGCAGCUUGUGGGAUGACCACACAGGACGGGUCAUCUUCCGGGCCACCAUGUCCCACCGUGCAUUCAAUACUAUAAAUUCAAACCUGCGAUUCGAAGACAAAAAGACACGACCUGCGCGUCGUAAGGACGACAAGCUGGCUGCCUUUCGGACCAUCUGGGAGAAGUGGGUGCAGCGCCUCCCUCUUCUGUUCAACCCAGGCCGGGAUGUCUGUGUAGAUGAGCAGCUUGUUGCGUUCAGGGGCCGCUGUGGAUUCCGCCAAUACAUGCCCAGCAAACCUGCAAAAUAUGGGUUAAAGAUCUGGGUCACCUGCGACGUCAGUACAUCAUAUGCAUGGAAGAUGCAAAUCUACACGGGAAAAUCUGCUGGCGGUGCCCCGGAGGUGAACCAGGGAAAGAGGGUCGUCCUGGACAUGACGGAGGGGCUCAAGGGGAACAUUGUGACUUGUGAUAAUUUUUUCACCUCUUACGCACUGGCAGAGGAGCUUCUGAGAAGGAAAAUGGCCCUGGUUGGUACAAUUCGUAAGAACAAGCCAGAGCUUCCCCCGAAGCUGGUGAACAUAAAGCACAGAGCGCCCUUAUCCUCCCUGUUUGCCUUCACCAAGACGCACACAUUGGUGUCCUACGUACCAAAACGGGGGAAGAAUGUAACGCUCCUCAGCACCAAGCACCGCGAGCCAGCUCUGAGUGACUUCGACCACAAGAAGCCAGUGAUAAUUACCGACUACAACAGCUGCAAAGGAGGUGUCGACAACCUAGAUAAGUGUGUUGGCACCUACAGCUGUCGUAGAAAGUGCUGUCGGUGGCCACAGGUUCUCUUCUUCAACAUGCUGGACGUCUCUGCCUACAACGCAUUUGUGCUGUGGACAGCCGUAGAUCCCUCCUGGAACCAGGGCAAGACCUUUAAACGGAGGCUGUUCCUAGAGGAGCUGGGGAAAAUGCUGGUGUCCCCACAAAUGCAACGGAGAGAGCGCCUCCCCCGCACAUCAUCCUCUGCUGCCAUGGUGAAGAGUAUGCAGAACUCAGGGGAAAGGGAUCCAGACAGCACCACCAGCAAAAGGAGAAGGUCGUGCAACUUCUGCACUAACAAAAAGGCAAAGAUUUACAACACCUGCAGCAGCUGUGGCAAAUAUAUCUGCAAAGUCCACACAACAUUGUUCUGCCGCAACUGCUGCUGAUGAACUGAAUUGAGCUCACACACCCACGCACACACCCACCCACCCACCCACCCACCCACUCACCCCAGCUACCUCUGUAUUUUUUUUGGGCGUCUUUUUAAAUGUUUUUGUAUUAUACAGUGUUUUGUGAACAGAAGGUUGACCUCACCUCGCCAGCAGAGCUGAACUGCUCUGUGUGUGCAGCUCAUAUGGUCCUGUCAUUCUGUUAAAUCCGCAGGCAUCAGGGCUGUAACCUACACACACACACUAGGCAUGGGUUUCACUACUUGAUACUUUUAUGGUAUUGACCAAAACAGCCUGGUAUUGAGUAGAAUCAAAACAUCUCCAGUCAACCCAGUACUUCAAUUGAGACUUUUUGUAAACGGAUCAUGGCAAUAAAUUACUAUUUGUAUGGUUUUGCUUGCAGCCAAACAUGCAAACAACACAGUGAAAGAAAGAGAAGAGCAGCCUUUUUUCCUUAUGUGCCUUCAACAUUAACUGUAUAAUAAAAAAGGCUUGCUUGCGCCGAGUCCAUGCGUGAUUUUAACAGCCGCUCACCUUUGCUGCGGUCUCAGGCAUGUUUGUCACUGUUGCAAGUUUAAUAAUUUUCCGUUGUUUACUUUCAACACAAGCUGUAGUCUUUACCCUUUUAGGCUAAUACUACCAGUGAGGAUGACCGAAUUAGGAUGAGGAGCGAUCUAAUACAAUUUCCCAAUACUUUUAUGUAACAGUUAUUUGAAACAAGAAAAACUAAAAUGGAUAAACUUGCUUUUCCAUAACAAUAAAGACAAUAAUAGGCUACCAAUCAACUACUAUGGCUUCAACAGGUGGCAUUUUAUGCAAGGUAUCGAAUGAAGUGAUACUGGUAUCAAAAAAUUUUAAAUGAUAACCAACCCAAACACAUACAAGCAACACUUACUACAAGAUCAGUAAACACUGUUUGAAAACAGCACAUAGUAUUGGUAAUAUGGAUGACAUGAAUCCUCUUUAUAACAAUAUAGAAUAGCAUUAAUAAGGAGGGAUGCUUCUGCUAUGUAGUCUACCUCUUGAAGAAAGAUUGGUCAAUGCCAUGAUUGCCUGGAUAUAGCCUUCCAUAGACUGUAUUCCACUUGACUUACACACUUGUGUCCAAACUUUUGAGCACAGAAUCAAUAAUGAGUUUCUGCUCUGACAUUUUCAGUGGCAAAAUAUUCACAGUAGAAAUAAGCUAAUACAUCAUUAAAAGGUUGUGCUGCACAGCAGCAGCUUUAAUCACACAACUAGCCUACCUCGCUGUCUGUUAUUGCCUACUCCAAAAGUGGCCUUGCCUUGCUUGCAUUUCGUGCUGAUAAGAGCUCACAUCAGGGCAUAUAGCCUAUGUUCAAAAUAAAUAUGCUUACAUGUAUUAGAGAGAAGACCGUCUCCUCCGUGUGAUUGUGCUGCUAAAGAUGUUGGAAAAAGGCCAGUGUUUCUUAUUACCUUUGCUCUCUAAUACUGCGCCUUCAUGUAUCAAACUUUGCAAACAGGGAAUGAGGCACAAUUGUGUGUCCAGUGAUUGUUACCAAAAUGUUUAGUUAUACCUAUUGCUGGGUAUCUAAGGUUUUUAAGGUUUCAACUGAAAUAACCCAGUACCAAGUAGUAUUGAAAAUUCUAUAAACGAGUAGAAAAAAAUGACUAGUUGUAUGGUUUUGUUUGUAGCUACACCGCAAGCAAUAUGCUGAAAGGAAAAAGAAGGGCAUACCUCUUUUUUUCUUGCUUAUGUGCCCACAUGUGCUUGUAAGCCUAGCCCAAUGCGUUUUAAUUUUUAACAGCCCCUCAGUAUCGGCUCUGGUCUCAGGCAUGUUCGUCAUUGUUGCAAGUUUAUCACCACACUUGUGGCUUUCCAUUUGUUUUAUCUUGUGCUAUUCUUUAACACUACUCUAUACAUCAUUUGUCACUGAUUGAUCCCUGCGUUCCAUUAAAUCAAUACAACGCUUUUGUGCCGCAGCAGAUUUUCCUCACGGAGUCUCCAGCUGCUUAUAUAGGAUGUAGUGUGAUUGGCUGGAUGUUUCUUGUCAUUUGCUUACUUCUUUAGAGACUUUACUGUAGUUUAGUGACUUGUUUAACCGACUACUUACUCAUAUUCUACCUCUGAAGGUUUGUGACUGACUACUAAAGCAAAAACCACUCGUGGAGAUCUUUGAGUUCAGUUCUUCAAGAUUUAUUGAUCAAAUGUUAGCAAAAUUAUUCUCUGUGGUUAACUCAACAAACAUAUCAAAAACUUAACUCAUUCCUUUUCCACAACUCACAGUGGACACUAUUUAAACUAUUUCACUUCUCUCUCAUUCAAAUAGAAAGGAACCUCCCAAGCUUUCGCCCUUCCUCUGAUUUUACCUGUGUGGAUGACCUAAUUAGGGUGAGGAGCGAUCUGAUACAGUUUACCGGUAUUAAACAGUUGUUUCAAAAAAAAUAAAAUGGAUCACCUUGCUUGUCCAUAACAAAAAUAAUACCAAUCAACUAUUCAUAAUUUUUACCUCUUCAAUUCAUUGAUCAAUAAUGAGAUUGUACUGCUUCUCAACUUGUAAACUUCUAUGUAAAAUGUCUUUGAAUCAAUUUUGUAUUACAGCUUAGUCUUGAAACUUUGAUUUAUGCAAUAUUUCUUUUUGUCUUUUUUAAGUUCAACUAUUGAUAUGUAUGACCUAUCAUAUGAUCUAUCAUUCAUGGUUUCUUACCUCCUGCACAAAGUUCAGUUUUUUAGAAAUUCUUACAGUCUUUUUAAAAUAUAUGCUCAAAUAAACUAAACUACUAACAAA